Molecule: messenger RNA, 1083 nt
Organism: Rosa chinensis
Lineage: Eukaryota; Viridiplantae; Streptophyta; Magnoliopsida; Rosales; Rosaceae
Exons: 4
Coding region: 1-1083 (360 amino acids)
Source: RefSeq, a predicted model, not a curated record
AUGAUAAGGAGUGAGAAAGACUUUUUGAGAGAACCACAGAGUGAUUGUGUGGAAAAACUAGGGGGUGGGGUUUUUUUUGAGAUGUCAACUUCAUCAACAGAUAAGUUUUUGCAUGCAUCCAUUCCUAGAUUUGAUGGUCACUAUGACCAUUGGUCUAUGUUAAUGGAGAACGUCUUAAAAAGCAAGGAAUAUUGGAAUCUGGAAGAUGAGGGAAUUCCGGCAGUGACUGAGGCGCAACGGAAAACAGUGGAUGAAGCAAAGCUCAAAGAUUUGAAGGUUAAGAACUUUCUAUUCCAAGCAAUUGACAGAGAGAUCAUGGUGACUAUUCUUGACAAAGGAACAUCCAAAGCCAUCUGGGAUUCAAUGAAACAAAAGUAUCCGGGCUCAACAAAGGUGAGAAGGGCACAACUGCAGGCUUUAAGAAGGGAGUUCAAGCUGCUAGAGGAGUCAAAUGACCUCACCACCAUGAGUAUCGAUGAGCUCCAUGGGAGUUUGCUGGUUCAUGAGCAGAGAAUGCAGGGGUAUCAGGAAGACGAACAGGUGUUGAAAAUUGCAAAUGAAGGGAGAUUUGGAGGCAGAGGUGAGCAGAAGUUCGGAGGAAGAGCUCGUGGGAGCUUUCGUGGAAGAGGUAGAGGAAGAGGUUACACCAAAGACCUCGAGAAGAAUGCUCAAUAUGCUGAAUUGGAUGAGAAUGAGGAGAUGUUGCUUAUGUCAUAUGUCAAGGAGAAUGAUGCAAGAAGGGAGAGUGUGUGGUUUUUGGACUCUGGAUGCACCAACCACAUGUGUGCUACAAAGGAAUGGUUAUCUGACUUUGAUGAAAAGUUCAGGCAAUCAGUGAGGCUAGGAGACAAUUCAAAAAUGAUGGUGGUGAGAAAAGGCAACAUCAAGCUGGAAAUCGAUGGCCUAACUCAGAGAAGUGAAGAGGAACAAAAGAAAGAUAUUCUAGAAGGGGGAGAUGAAGAGGAAGAAAGUGAAGAAAUCCAAACUGGUGAUGAAGAAGAAGUUGCAAAAGGCCUAGACAGUAUCACUCCAACAAGUUCAGUAAGAGAAAUAAGUGUUCAAGCACCUGCUAGUCCGGUUUAA